Messenger RNA from Galendromus occidentalis (western predatory mite), 760 nucleotides. RefSeq lists its product as uncharacterized. The record is from RefSeq and is a predicted model, not a curated record. Gene Ontology annotation, molecular function: chitin binding. NCBI's taxonomy places the organism in Eukaryota, Metazoa, Arthropoda, Arachnida, Mesostigmata, Phytoseiidae. Gene Ontology annotation, cellular component: extracellular region. The transcript is spliced from 4 exons. The coding region runs from base 122 to 577 and encodes 151 amino acids.
GUGAAAAUGCUCUGGCGCCGCAAUCGUGUCUUGCGACGCAUCGGCUGCGACUCCUCUGAUCGUCAGGCCUUGAGAGUUUUUUACCGGAACGAGUUCCGAAUCUCGAGGUGACAGUGAUAUCAUGAAAGCUCAACUUCUCGCGGUUCUCGUGGCUGCUGCGGGUUUCGCAGUGAGUAUUGCGAUAGAAGCCUACGACCUCCCCGAUGGAGCUGAGCUUAUUGUGGGGCCGAUCAAGACGACUUUCAAAUGCCCUGAGAAAUACGGAUACUGGGCCGAUGUCGAUAACGACUGCAAAAUUUUCCAUAUUUGUCAUCCGGUCGAUUAUCCUGAUGGCAAACACGAACUCUUUACCUACUCAUUCUUCUGCGGGAAUCAAACCGUGUUCAACCAAUUGACGUUCACGUGUACUUGGCCGGAAGAAGCAGUCGCUUGUGCGAAUUCACCGGAAUUCUUCUACUUGAAUGAUCGUCUGGGUGUGAAAGAUGCCAAGUUCCUGACGUUCGAGGACAUCGAGAAGGCAAAAGCAUACAUACCGCUGUAUAACGGGCAAGCGAACACGCUGGGAAGUACGAAAUGAUUACGACCCCGGCCGAGAUGGUCGCCUCAGACGCUCCUGGGAAGCCUCCUUCCUGAGGAACCGCCGCAGGCGCAAACUCAUCGACUCGUGAUGACGCAGUGAUUAAAUUGAUUAGGCAACGACGUAUAUCCUUCGUCCUCUCGCCAGAGCCAGACGAAUAAAGUAGCCGUUCUUGUGAGAAUA